Molecule: messenger RNA, 971 nt
Organism: Nymphalis io (European peacock)
Lineage: Eukaryota; Metazoa; Arthropoda; Insecta; Lepidoptera; Nymphalidae
Gene: Coa7
Product: cytochrome c oxidase assembly factor 7 homolog
Exons: 2
Coding region: 119-871 (250 amino acids)
Cellular component (GO): mitochondrial intermembrane space
Molecular function (GO): protein binding
Source: RefSeq, a predicted model, not a curated record
GCUCAACGGUACUAUUCUUAUUACUGUUGAUAUUGAUAAGCCUUAUCAUUUUGACAUUUAACCUGAGUUGUGUUAUCUAACCUUUCGUAGUAUUGAUUUUGUAAUUUACGAAAUAAUAAUGGCAUAUGACUUAAAACGGGAAGAGGAAGUAAAAGAGUUCGUUGAGAACCUUGGAAUUGAAUAUCGGUUUGGAUGUUACAAAGAAAAAAAGCCCGAAGUCUGUCAUCUUCUCGCGGACUAUUUAGAAGCCAUUAAAAAAGACUUCGAUAAAGCGGCUAAAGUAUAUAAAACUAACUGUUCGGAAUACAAUUACGGGAAAUCAUGCUUAAAAUACGGUAAUUACGCGCUGAUAGGACGAGGUCGAGAUAAAAGUGAUCCACAGGAAGCGUUGAAAUAUUUCGAAAAGGGUUGCGAGUUAAAUGACCCUACAUCGUGUCUUCACGCUGGAUUGCUACUAACCGCUACUGGCCCUGCUAUUACAGUCCAGCGAGAUGUCCCUAAAGGUUACAAUUAUCUUAAGAAAAGCUGCGAUAACAAUGAAGCUAUGGCGUGUCACUAUUUAGCGGGCAUGUAUCUUAGCGGAGUACCAAAGAAUCCAAAAGAAUACAAUCCUCAUAAUCCAGAGAAAAACGCCAACAUAGAUUUCCUAAUUAAACCAGAUCUAAAACAAGCAUUUCAGUUUGCAAAGCGUGGAUGUGAAUUAGGCAAUGUUUUUGCCUGUGCAAAUGUCAGUUUGAUGUACAAGAAGGGUGAUGGUGUUGAGAAAAACGUAGAAGAAUCAAAGAGAUAUUUUGAAAUAGCAAAAAAUCUACAAAAUGCUCAUGAAACUACAAAGGAACUCAAAUUUCAACAAGGUCUUGACAAUAAAUAAAAUGUAUGCUAUGAAUGUAUUGUUAAAAUGAAACUGCAUUUGUUUUUUUUUAGCAGAUAUAGUGUGUAUUGUUUAAUAAAAUAAAAUAUGUGAUGAUGUU